Entamoeba histolytica HM-1:IMSS is the source of this 1479-nucleotide messenger RNA. Its product is annotated as Rho guanine nucleotide exchange factor, putative. The record is from RefSeq and is a predicted model, not a curated record. Gene Ontology annotation, molecular function: guanyl-nucleotide exchange factor activity; metal ion binding. Lineage: Eukaryota; Evosea; Mastigamoebida; Endamoebidae. The coding region runs from base 1 to 1479 and encodes 492 amino acids. The transcript has a single exon.
AUGGAAACAAUAUCCCCUCAAUCAUAUCCUUCUUUUCCUCGAAUGCAUGAAGGAAAGUGUAGAGUUAAGGGUUGUAAUUGCAACAGGUUUGAAGGAAUGACUGAUUUACCUGAUGAGAGAUGUAGUAAUUGUUUUCAUUCGAUUGAAGCACAUACAUUACCAGUAGAAUUAUUUAACAAUAUUAAAUGUGAUAAACCAACUAUAUUAACAACUCCAAGAGAAGUAUAUCGUAAGAAAAUUGCAAUGGAAUUACUAACAACUGAACGUACAUAUGUAAGAAUGUUAAUGACGUGUUUAAGAUGUUACGCAGAUCCAUUACAGUCAUGUGAACCACCAUUAUUACCACCAACAUUAUACAAAUCUAUAUUUUUAUUUUAUAGAGAUAUUGUUCGUGUUAAUUUAGUAUUUCUACAAUCACUUGAGGAUUUAGUUGAGAAGAAUCAAUUAGUUUCUGGACUAUCAUCAGUCUUUCUUGGUACACUGCCAUACCUACGAGUUUAUAGAAUGUUUGUUGGAAAUAACUCUGUUGGUUUACAAGCAGUUGAACAAGCUGAACAUAUGAAAGAUGUAGUUAAAUUACUACAUCAUUGUAGUAAAUACGGAUAUGAAGGUGAGACUGUACAACCAUUACGGAGUUAUUUAAUUUUACCAAUACAAAGAAUCCCUCGUUAUAAUUUAUUAUUAAGUGAUUUCUUAAAACACACAGAUAGAAACGAUCCUUUGUUUGAAGAAACAACAGCAUUAGUUGGGUCUUUGAAGUCACUUGCUAAAGAAAUUAAUGAUGAAGUUAAACUUCAAGAUAAUAGAAGAAAGUUACUAGCAAUAAAAAAGAAGUUUUGUGAAGGUCCUUAUCAUCUUACGUUAGUUGAAGCACAUAGAUAUAUUAUGAGAGAAGGUAUUUUAUUCAAAUUAAGUAAAACAAAACCAAAGAAACGUUAUUUUUAUUUGUUUAAUGAUAUUUUAGUUUAUGGAAGAAUGCAACUACAGUUGUUUUAUCCUAAUUUGUAUUUACGACUAAAUUCAGUACAUAUAGAGGAUGGGUUACAACCAAAUACUUUUAAUCUCUUAUCUCCUUUCAAGUCUUUUACUGUUAUUUGUUCUUCUAUAGAAGAACGCAAUACUUGGGCUAAUGAUCUUAAAUCAGCUAUUCAAAAAGAGUCUGAUAAAAAAUUUUCCAAAAAUAUUGAUACUGUCGGUUUUGAUGCUCCUUUAUAUCAACCAUUUAAUGAAGCAACUUUAUGUUUUAUUUGUAAAAGGAAGUUUGGAAUAUUUUGUUUUAAAUAUCAUUGUGAAAGGUGUGGGUUUGUUGUUUGUGAUUCAUGUUCAAAAAAUAGAAAGAUUGUUCCUCCUAAUCCUGUUCCUCAAAGAAUUUGUAAUUUUUGUGUUCGUUCAGCUGAUAGAAAUAUUGAAGUGUUUAAGGGUCUUAGAAAGAGGUCUAAACAAGAACGUGCUCGGUUGGCUUUAGCUUUAUUAGAAUAA